Messenger RNA from Medioppia subpectinata, 1041 nucleotides. Lineage: Eukaryota; Metazoa; Arthropoda; Arachnida; Sarcoptiformes; Oppiidae. The record is from the annotation of a GenBank genome assembly.
AUGUUUGAUAGGUCAGAAUACGGGUCACUGAAGAGCCGACCGGUGUUUGACCGACACUUGAAUCCCAGUCCACACAAGGAAUGGGUGUCACAAGAGUUUACCAAAUGGUCAAAAGGGUUUGCGGAUCACAACCAAUGGUUGGACGACUUGUCCGUUUUAAGCGCCUGCUAUAUGUUUACCGGGUGUAAACAGAAGGACAGGAUAUUAGCGGCGACCAUGUUUAUUAGUCACGCUUUUUACCUUGAUCAUGCCAUGGAAAAUGCCCGUAAGCAACGCUCGGCCACUCUUAUGGUAGAUUUGUUUGAAAAAUUAUUGCUCGCAGUAUUGACCGGACGUACGGAUAAUGACUUUUGUAUAGGGCGCCGAUUGUUGGACACGUUGGCCGCGACCGACGCUUUUUUGACCAGAGAUCAGAUGACAUUCACGAGGAAUAAGUUGAACGCAUGGCUCGAAACCAUACGUGAUAUACAUUGCAAUUAUUGGCUUCAGAAUCGGUUCAUACCAUACGAUCAGUAUUACGACCAGAGGAGCAAUGAGUCGGGGUGGUAUAUAUACACACUGUUUUCGGAGAUCUGUUCGGAAUACACGGCCCCGGAAUCGCUACUCAAAUGUGUGCCCUCUUUUGAUACGUUGCGCACGACUGGCAUACAACUGGCGCUGGCAUUGGACGAUUAUUUAAUGACCAUGGUCAAACUGGCCACCAACGACAUCACCAACGGUGUCCUGUCCUACGCCUCGGCCGCAAAAUGCAGUGUUCAAACAGCACUUGACGUACAGCUAGUGCUCAUAAAGGGGUUGGAGUCAGAGUGUCGCUCCCUAUACGACACUAUGGUUGAUAGGUUGGGCCCAGGGGUUGAGUCCCAGGAAUUGAAGGCAUACUUUGACACAUUUAUGGACAGUAUGUAUGGCUUUCACACCGCCUUUGCUGUGCUCUAUGCGUACGAAGAGAAAGAUGGACUCGUGUGGAGUCCUAAGUGGGAGGCACUCAGUCGACAGCUCAUGGAUGACACAAAGGAGAUGCAACUCAAUUUUCUAAAUUGA